CUUCACGCAAGAAAUGCGGAGUACAACCCUAAGGUAUUACUUCCCACACCUCCCUGAGCGUGAAAUGUCAGGGGAUUGUGUGGCUGAACUGGUCUUUCUUUCUUCAUAGCGUUUCGCGGCCGUGAUCAUGCGUAUCCGAGAGCCGAAGACGACUGCUUUGAUCUUCGCCUCUGGCAAGAUGGUGGUCACUGGUGCCAAAUCGGAAGAUGAUUCCAAGCUGGCGUCCAGGAAGUACGCGCGUAUCAUCCAGAAGCUCGGCUUCAAUGCGAAGUUUACGGAUUUCAAGAUCCAGAACAUCGUCGGUUCCUGCGAUAUCAAAUUUCCGAUUCGCCUGGAGGGCUUGGCUAGUCGCCACCACAACUUCAGUUCCUACGAACCCGAAUUGUUCCCUGGUCUCAUCUAUCGUAUGAUGAAGCCCAAGAUCGUGCUCCUGAUCUUCGUCAGCGGCAAGAUCGUCCUCACUGGUGCUAAGGUCCGUGAGGAGAUCUAUCAGGCUUUCGAGCUGAUCUAUCCUGUGCUUUCGGAUUUCCGUAAAGUCUAACAGGCUUCAUAUCCCACCCCAACCUUUCGUCGACUUGUAUUAUCAAAACCUUUUGCUUCUGCGUUUUUUCUUUCCAACAUCACGAUUUGUCAUGCUAGCAUCUUUCCGGCGUUAUUAGCGACCUCGAUGUGU
Molecule: messenger RNA, 673 nt
Organism: Aspergillus homomorphus CBS 101889
Lineage: Eukaryota; Fungi; Ascomycota; Eurotiomycetes; Eurotiales; Aspergillaceae
Product: TBP family protein
Exons: 2
Coding region: 128-541 (137 amino acids)
Biological process (GO): DNA-templated transcription initiation
Molecular function (GO): RNA polymerase II general transcription initiation factor activity; DNA binding
Source: RefSeq, a predicted model, not a curated record